AUGUUGCUCCCUAUUCGGUCAUUGCCUCGGACACUCGUUCGCUCCUACGGGACUGUCCAGAGUCCUCCAGUGAUCCCCAUUACCCUGACCAAUGCUACGGGCGCGACCGCUCCGCGAACCACCUGGACUCGAGACGAGGUCAAGCAGAUCUAUGAGACCCCAUUGAGCCAACUUACAUAUGCGGCGGCCGCCGUUCACCGUCGCUUCCAUGAUCCCGCAGCCAUCCAAAUGUGCACCUUGAUGAAUAUCAAGACUGGUGGGUGCAGUGAAGACUGCUCGUACUGUGCCCAGUCAUCCAAACAUAACACCGGCUUGAAGGCUACCAAGAUGAGCCCGGUGGACGAGGUCCUCACCAAGGCUCGCAAUGCGAAGGCCAAUGGAAGUACUCGAUUCUGCAUGGGCGCAGCGUGGCGUGACAUGCGUGGCCGCAAGACCAGUCUCAAGAACGUAAAGCAGAUGAUUUCAGGAAUUAGGGAGAUGAACAUGGAGGUCUGCGUGACCCUGGGCAUGAUCGAUGAGAACCAGGCCAAGGAGCUGAAGGAGGCUGGCCUGACCGCAUACAACCACAACCUGGAUACCUCGCGUGAAUUCUACCCUACCAUCAUCACCACUCGCUCUUAUGAUGAGCGUCUUAAGACCCUCUCCCAUGUCCGUGAUGCUGGCAUCAAUGUUUGCUCCGGCGGUAUCCUCGGUCUAGGUGAAAGUGACGCCGACCGCAUUGGUCUCCUGCACACAGUCUCUAGUCUGCCCGCCCACCCUGAAUCCUUCCCGGUCAAUGCCCUUGUCCCCAUUCCUGGUACCCCUCUUGGCGACCGCAAGAUGAUUCCCUUCGACCGCUUGCUGCGCACCGUGGCUACUGCCCGGAUCGUCAUGCCUAGUACCAUUGUCCGUCUGGCUGCCGGUCGCAUCGCACUCAGCGAGGAGCAGCAGAUUGCCUGUUUCCAAGCAGGUGCCAACGCUGUGUUCACCGGUGAGAAGAUGCUGACCACUGAUUGCAACGGCUGGGAUGAGGACCGCGUUAUGUUCGAGCGCUGGGGAUAUUACCCUAUGAAGAGCUUUGAGAAGCCAGAGGUCAAGGCUGACACUGCUCCUACUCCGCCUCCUGUGUACCCCGAGGCCACUGCUGCGCCGGCCGCAGCUAGUUCUUAG
Molecule: messenger RNA, 1149 nt
Organism: Penicillium paradoxum
Lineage: Eukaryota; Fungi; Ascomycota; Eurotiomycetes; Eurotiales; Aspergillaceae
Product: biotin synthase
Exons: 2
Coding region: 1-1149 (382 amino acids)
Biological process (GO): biotin biosynthetic process
Cellular component (GO): mitochondrion
Molecular function (GO): biotin synthase activity; 2 iron, 2 sulfur cluster binding
Source: RefSeq, a predicted model, not a curated record